AUGGCACCAUCAAAUACCACAGGCACCAACAACCUCCAAUCCAUUAGGUCGUCUUGCGACCGAUGUCGGCUCCAUAAACUUAAAUGCACUGUGCCCCCGGAAUCUGAUGGCUCGGAGCCAUGCGAGCGAUGUGCUCGUGCCAAGGUGCCUUGUGUGUUUGGGCGACGGCGGCGGGCGACCCGAGCUAGCAAUGAAAAGAUGCCGCCAGCGCAGGCUAAACAAACACCAACUGUCUCAACGACUGCGGCAGCAUCGAUGCCUAGCCCGUCUCCUACAUCGGCGUCGAUGUCGGCCGUUGGAUGCGAUCUCUCGACAAGCUCGGGGUCUGAGCCACAGUCGAUAGAGACCGUAGAUGCCAGACCCGAUGCGGUCGGCCCAUGGGACAGUCUCAUGGUCGGCUCAUUGCAUGAAUCCGACGAAAUUUCGGGGCAUCCAAGCAAUGGGAACUAUUCAGAGUGGUUACACCAUGGCUUCGGCUUGGAUGAGACGUACAUGUUUGAUGCCUCCGACUCUUUGGAUCCAGCUGCCUGGACCCCUCCGCCAUCGCUUCUGCCAACUCUAACAGUAGCCACUGGAGUUCCCGUCACUCCUGGUGACAGCUCUGAGAUAGGUAGCUGGACUCCUGUGCAACGGCUCCUCUCUUUGAUUGCCGACAUUCAACAACGCCUGAAGACCCUUGAGCAAGGUCCCUGGCAGAACGAUUACACUCGAAGCAUGGACGACUAUCCAGUCGGCACUAUACUUCACCUCUCCCAAGAAUUUGGCGUCGUCGCUGGACCAGUCCUGAAUCGAGCCAGCGUGACUAUAAGGACAUCAAUAGCCUCUAGAAAUCAAGUCGCAGACGCCGGCGGGCAAGGAGAACCACGGUCACAUGGGCACGAGGCCACAGUCACCUCCGUUGGUACAGUCGAUACAGCAUCAACACUCUUGGUUCUAGGAGGAUAUAUGUGGCUAAUGCGCAUCUAUGAUAUUGUUCUUAGCCACUUUCAGGCGCACCUCAGCCGUGUAUCUCAUGGGGGGGAUACGACUUCUUACCAAAGCGGCGUCAUUAUUGGCCCCAAUACAAGUCCAACACUUCAGCUCGGUGAACUCCCCAGUACCAGCACAACGCCCGAUCUUGGCAGGAUUCAUACGGCAAUGUGCAUGCUUCUGGGAGCACUUCGCGAAAUAGAGGGACAGUUGGGUCGUGGAGGAUCAGUGGCACGCAAUCUCGUGGUAGGAUUACUAACACAGGAGGCCAUCCAAGGAGCUGGUGACCUCCACGAUAGUUGCGCAGGCCUAGGCGCAAAAGUACAGUCAGUAAAGGAACUCUUGCGGGAAAGAAUGGGAUUUUAG
This is a messenger RNA of Pochonia chlamydosporia 170, 1335 nucleotides long. Its product is annotated as fungal zn(2)-Cys(6) binuclear cluster domain-containing protein. The record is from RefSeq and is a predicted model, not a curated record. Bases 1 to 1335 code for a protein of 444 amino acids. The transcript has a single exon. Lineage: Eukaryota; Fungi; Ascomycota; Sordariomycetes; Hypocreales; Clavicipitaceae. Gene Ontology annotation, molecular function: sequence-specific DNA binding; DNA-binding transcription factor activity, RNA polymerase II-specific; zinc ion binding. Gene Ontology annotation, cellular component: nucleus. Gene Ontology annotation, biological process: positive regulation of transcription by RNA polymerase II.